Rubroshorea leprosula is the source of this 1465-nucleotide messenger RNA. The record is from the annotation of a GenBank genome assembly. NCBI's taxonomy places the organism in Eukaryota, Viridiplantae, Streptophyta, Magnoliopsida, Malvales, Dipterocarpaceae.
CAAACUUAAGCCGGCUUUCAUGUCACAGCCGGCUUACCGUUAGGCAAAUGCGACUUGAACUAGCGGUAGAGCCGGCUCUACCAUUAAAGCCGGUUCUCCUGUACGGUUUUUAUGUUCAGCCCUUUCUCUCUCUUCGCAUUCUAGGUUUGUUUUCUCUCCAAAAAAAAUCACACCGAUUCUCCUCCCAAACACCCAAAUCUCACCAGAUCUGCCACACACACCAUCUACACACUCAAAUAUCUCUAAAUCCUUGCGUACCCAAGACCAAUCUUCAAGUUUUUGCUGCAAUUUUGUGUGGAAGCUGUUGUGUUCUCUCUCAUGGCUUCAAGAAGGGGUGGAAGCAAAAGGCAACAAGUUGGCCGUUUAAGUGCGGGGGGUAGGCUCAAAAAGAAGGUAAUCUCUUUGAUUCUGAUCUAUUCUUAUGAUAAUCAUAAUUUCUUAAAGAAUUUACUUGUUUUAUCUUGCAAUAAUAUGAAAUUCAGUCAAUUUGAUAUGCAUACAGGGGAGAUAUUUAAAGAAAUUAAGUGGAUUAAUUUUAUAGAAAUUAAGUAACCUGUACAAUGAUGGUUGUUAACAGUCUGAUCAAGCUUUCCGUCCAUAGAAUCCAUGCGUACUCUCAUCUCAUCACAAAAGUUAUAGAAAUUAGUGUGCAGCUGCUUAAUCUCAUUAACCAUAAGCUUUAAGGUUUCCUGGUGAGUUCUUUGCAUUGUGACUUGAAAGGGCUUUCGGCUUUCACUUCUAUAUCCUUCUUCCUCUUGCUCUUGCAUGCUGUGGUCCCCAUCUCCUUCAUCUUCAUCCCCUUGUUGUUCCAUUGGUUGAUCCCUUUCUUCAUCCAAACAUCAUUUUUGAGCUCAUAAUGCAUAUUUUCAAAAAAAGCCUUGUUGAGUGUAGUUCCAGCUUUUAUCUUCCUAAGUCUAUAAAGUGUAAGACCAAUAUUAUUUCUUUUCGCCAAUCUAGUAAGCAGAGUACCAUGAGGAAGUCCUAUAUCAGUUGAGAAAUUCUUUAUCAUGUUCCGGUAAAUAAAUUUUUCAAGAUUUAGUCCUUUCCUCUUGAGAAAAUAAUCAAACCACAAGAGAUCACUGACAAGUGCAGCAGAUUUAUAGCCCUUUCUUUGAGUAAUAAUGUGACUAAUAAUCCACUAUAAUGCUCUGUUUUCUGGUGUAAGAAGGCCUACAUUAAUUUAACCUGUAGUGCAAUUUGAGGCAAUAGUGGCUCUGACUAGUGUUGUAUUCACAUCUUAAAAUUCAUUAUCUCCUCCCUCAGGUAUUUCUAAUAUAUUACAAAUUUCCUUAGGUGAGAACGAAAUGGGUAUCCCAGAAACCAUGGUUUUGCACUUCUCUUUUUUUAGUUUCAAAUUGCUAUAUAACUGAUAAACAACAUCAUUGUACACACAGGUUCUUUAAUUUCUAGAAAAUUAAUCCACUCAAUUUCUCUAAAUAUCUCCUCUACGUGCAUAUCACCUUGA